Molecule: messenger RNA, 1542 nt
Organism: Parnassius apollo (apollo)
Lineage: Eukaryota; Metazoa; Arthropoda; Insecta; Lepidoptera; Papilionidae
Source: the annotation of a GenBank genome assembly
AUGCACCGCAUAGAUGUUUUACUAAUCUCAGAAACCCACUUCACAUCCAAAAGCCACUUUAGCCUACCAGGAUACAUGUACCAUACUGACCACCCAGAUAACAAAGCACAUGGAGGAUCGGCCGUUUUUAUCAGGUCAAACAUCAGGCAUCAUGUACUACAACAUUACUGCAAAAACUACAUCCAGGCAACAAAUGUCGUGGUAACAGACUGGAUUAGUGAUAUUACAAUAUCGGCCCUCUAUUGUCCACCUAGAUUCACUAUUAAGGAAUCGGAGUUCAGUAACUUCUUUCAAUCACUUGGAGGCAGGUUUAUCGCAGGAGGCGAUUAUAAUGCCAAGCACAUGUUCUGGGGUUCCAGGCUUGUUCUACCCAGAAGGCGUGAACUCCUUAAAUGCAUACAAAUAAGAAAUAUGAACAUGGUAUCGUCGGGUCAACCAACUUACUGGCCAACAGACAAGAGAAAAAUCCCAGAUGUUGUAGAUUUUUGUGUCAGCAAAGGAAUCGCUAAGAACGUCAUAUUGUGCCAGAGUUGCUGGGACUUAUCUUCAGACCACUCUCCAAUCAUAGUAGAACUACAUACCAUCCCCCAAGAACGCGCCAGAAAAUGUGUUCUGCAUAACAAUAGAACUAACUGGUCUCUAUUUCGUGAGCUCACAGACAAAGCAUUCCAAGAACCAGUUAGCCUAAAAUCGGAAGACGAAAUAACGGAAGCGGUGUUAUACUUCAACAAGAGUGUGCAAGAUGCAGUUUGGUCAUCGACCCCACCACCUCAAUCUAGAAACCUGGAUACCCACGUACCGAAACACAUAUUCGAUAAAAUAAUCAAAAAAAGGAGGAUACGAAAACGCUGGCAAACAACCAGAGAUCCUGUGGCGAAAAAACAACUCAAUCACGCCAACAGGCAGCUAAAACACGUCCUAGAGAAAGAUUGUAAUGACGGAUUUCACAAUUACCUUACCGGCCUGGAUACUACUGCUUCCUCGGACUACUCUUUGUGGAAAGCCACCAGAAGACUAAAACGGCCUGUCAACGUCUCUCCUCCUAUAAGAAAACCAGAAGGUACCUGGGCGCGGACAGACCAGGAGAAAGCCAGAACCUUCUCAGAACACCUCUCCAAUGUCUUUACCCCUCACCCAUAUGACGGCUCACCAGAAGAUGCAGCAGAAAUUACUAACCAUUCAAAUAACCCAAAAGAUACGCAGGAAAUGCCUCUUAAAUUUACAAAAACAGAAGUUGCUCGAAUUAUUAGAAAAUCAGACCCAAAAAAGGCUCCAGGAUACGACCUCAUUACAAACCGGAUAUUACAAGAACUACCUGAAUCUGGCAUAACUUUCCUUACUUCACUAUUUAAUGCCAUGACCAGACUGCAGUUUUUUCCCCUGGAGUGGAAGGUCGCACAAAUUGUAAUGCUGCUAAAGCCAGAGAGACAACCUGAAGAAACAAAAUCGUACAGGCCCAUAGUCUGCUUCCCAUCCUAUCCAAAAUAUAUGAAUCCCUACUGCUACAACGAAUCUUGCCUAUACUCAAAGAGAAGGAGCUAA